This is a messenger RNA of Chrysemys picta bellii (western painted turtle), 563 nucleotides long. The record is from RefSeq and is a predicted model, not a curated record. NCBI's taxonomy places the organism in Eukaryota, Metazoa, Chordata, Testudines, Emydidae.
CUGACCCGUCCCCCCAUGGGGAGCCCCUGUCUGAUCACCCCCAUCCUGCACCCCCAGCUCCUCACCGCCAAGUACAGGACUCCGGUCCCGGCAGCAGCUGCCCCGUACGUAUCUCCCUUCGCCUUCCAGCCACAGGGCUCCCCCUACUCCAUGGAGGACAACAACCCCCACAAGUGCUUCAUCUCGGGCUUCACCGGCUUUGUGCCCCGCGCCCGCUUCCUGAUUGGGGCAGGCUACCCGCUGACCACCCACCGCGCCCUGGUGGAGUUUGGCCAGACCAGAGGGAGCAGGCCUGAGGCCGGGAAAGGCAGCCCGGUCCUUCCUCCACUGCUGAAGUCGUACCCCACGGACAUGGGGCUGCUGCCCCACUACGCAGGCUACGUCCCAGGCUACAAGUUCCAGUUUGGCCACACCUACGGCCAGCUUACCCACAACGCCCUGGGGCUGAGCACCCUGGAGAAGCAGAUGGGCGACUAGUGCCCGGGGCUGGACCGGUUCCUUCCCGGCGCUGUUUGGGGCCUGCCCCGCCGUGUGCACGAGCAAUAAAGAGAAGGAGCCACAAA